AUGGAACCACCAGAUCUCAGCUACUUCUACUACACCAUCUUCACCCUAAGCAUUCUGGGUAAUGGCCUGGUGCUAUUCGUGCUCAUCAAGUUCGAUCGUGCCUGCACUGUUAACAACAUCUUAAUGUCCAAUCUGGUGGCUUCCAAUCUGGUCUUCACCUGCACUCUCCCCAUCUGGGCUGUCUACCAAGACAGGGAGUGGACUUUUGGCCCUGCUCUGUGCAAGCUGGUUGGUGCGACAACCUACGUGGGGUUCCACAGCUCUGUUCUCUUCCUGACUCUGGUGACCAUCCACCGUUACUUGGCUGUGGUUCAUGCUGUGGCCAUGCAUAACCAACAACACAAGAACCGCUACGCUGUGGUGGCUUCAGUUGUGGUGUGGCUCACCUGUGGGCUGGCAGGUGUGGCUCCACUGACACGUUACAAGGUUUCCCAAAACUGGAAUUGUGUGGACGACCUGGAUCCAUCCUGGAAGCCGUUUAUCAUUUACCUGCACUUCGUGGCCUUCUUCUUACUGCCUCUUGUGGUGGUGGUGUACUGCUAUGUGCGGAUCAUCAUCACGGUGGUGUUUGCACGGAUGAGUGGCAAGCAUCGCACCCUACUCAUCGUCUUCAUCAUCCUAGUCCUCUUCUUCGCCUGCUGGGCACCGCGUAGCAUCUUGCAGGUGGUGAAUAAACAGUCAUUCAGCUGCAGAACCCUGGGCUAUACCAGCUACAUCACCAAAAAAAUCGCUUACCUCUACUUCUGCAUUAACCCUGUUUUCUAUGUCUUCCUAAAACGCAAGUUCAAGGACUAUGUGUGUGGUCUCCCUCUGUGA
Molecule: messenger RNA, 816 nt
Organism: Engraulis encrasicolus (European anchovy)
Lineage: Eukaryota; Metazoa; Chordata; Actinopteri; Clupeiformes; Engraulidae
Product: chemokine XC receptor 1-like
Exons: 3
Coding region: 1-816 (271 amino acids)
Biological process (GO): calcium-mediated signaling; cell chemotaxis; positive regulation of cytosolic calcium ion concentration
Cellular component (GO): membrane; external side of plasma membrane
Molecular function (GO): C-C chemokine binding; C-C chemokine receptor activity
Source: RefSeq, a predicted model, not a curated record